AAUCUCACCCGAAACAACAUGUCAUUUUAGUUUCUGGUCUACUUGUGUUGAUGUCCUGCAGUCACUAUCGGACCUUUCCUAAUCCAUGGAUGGAGAUGGGGAUUUAGAGAUGGUGAUUUGGACUUGUGGUUUUGACUUAAUUCUCUGUACAGGCCAAUGAUUAUGAUGCGAUUAUGAUCUAACCAUUAACGAAUAUGCUGUGCCACUGGCCUGAGACGAAUGAAGUUCCAUAUCUAGCCUAGAUGUAGCCUAGCCCUUUUAGGCUCACGUUAACUAGCUAGCUAGUUGGUUAAUUUUUGCACAUGCAAGGAAGUUAGGCUAGCAAGCAUUUUAGCUAGGUAGCCUAGGACAACAAAAACUUAAAUUGUACUUACUAUAUGACAGAGCCAUGGACCGUUUUGUCAACAUAAAAGAGAGGAGGAUGGCAUUGGCGUUCUAGUCUGCAAGCAGGGUGAGUCCCAAAUUGUUUUAGCUUGCUCGCAACUUACACACACAACAUUGAUUGGACUAAAUCAUUUUUGGUACCUUUAAGUUUGUUUUCAGUGUAUAAAACUAAGCAUGUAUACUGUAGCGUUGAUUUGACAAUGUUUAAGUGUUUAUGUUGAAAUAGUGCUGAAAUAGCUGAGGCAGUGCUCCUGUUGUCUUUGUGCAAACCUGCGGUAACUCCGUGGUUCUAAAUCAUUAGUUGUUCAGUAAACUGUCAAACAUUAACUUGCUUGACCAUUCUGCAGGCGAUAUAACGGUUUGUUGCAUGCAAUAUUUUCUUUGUGGACUUCACUUGACAGAUGUAGCUCUCCGGUUUUGUGAUGAAACAAAUGUAUGUGUAGUUGAAUUUAUUCCGCCACUGUGUGACUGUUGUGUUUUUGUUGUCACGGCUUUAUUGUAUAUCACAGUGGCGUAGGAACAAUUGGGUUAUAGAGCAAACAACGCAAUUAUCACAACAUAGGUUGGUAUAUGGAUUUUUUUACUGGCUUGGCUUCCUCAGUGAUUUUACCCACGCACCGCUACUGAAGGGGAAUAACAGCAACUCUGCCCUCCAUGAAAAGAGUUUGACGCCCCUGAUCUAACAUCUGAACUCAACUCAAAUAUGUCAAGAAGACCAACACAUACAGUAUAAUAGAAAACACAUGUAGAGUUGGGGUCGAAGUACAGUGAGAGAAAGAGAUAGUUGGAGGGACAGAGACGGGACAGUUGUCACUUAAGAGUGUCCUGAUGAAUACUAAUUGCUGUGAACUAAAGAGCCAGAAUGAGUUCCAUUGAUGGCUGAGCACAAUGGAGAAGGGACAGGGGAAGCAGAGGAAUUCUAUUAUUUCAUUUUUCCCUUCUCCUCGUGUUUGUAUGCCAGUCCCGCCGCCUGUUGUCUUUGGGGGGGAAGGAGACUGUGGCUCUCAUAAUGCAGCCCUUGUGUCUGGGGCCACAGGGCCAGAAUAAGCCAGGGCUCACACAGCUUCCUCCCUCCCUGCAAGAUGGCAAGGGCCUCAGCGUACAGGCAGGCUUGCCAUCAAUAAGGUUUUGAGAUGAUAAAUUGAGCUCACUGGCGUAGCGGAAACCCCCGUAGCCCCCGCAAGGUGGGGGUCCCACGUGCUCUGGGUGCCAAUGCGACCAUCAUCUCACACCUACAGUAUGUCUAAAUUGUAUUAUAUUUAAAAAUAUAUUUUUGACAAUAACCCUCCUUUUUAAUGUCCACAUGUAGCAAGCAAAGUGUUUGUGUUGUCCAAUCUACAUCGGGGCUGUUACAUGGAAAAUUAAUUUUACAAUCUGCAAUGUUUACAUUUCCAACUUUAAUUGCUGUACAAGUACAUACAAUAUUGCCGCCAGCCAGCAUUCUAAAUAGCAGCGUUGUGACACCAUUGGCCUAUAGCUCCGUGAAACAUAAAGGUUAAGCUUAACAUGAGAAAAUGCAAACCAAAUAAAAGUAAACAUGAAUCCAUUAAAGCAAAGCUAUAGGCUACGACAAGCAUUACCACCACAUACUCUGAUAGGCAGCCGUGUAGCCGUCGCAAUUUAAGAACCAUGGACAGUGAUUAGUAAGUAGUCUGAACUUCGUGAGCGGCUGACGCAUUAGAUUUUUCUGCGAUCCAGAGAAACUGCAUUACCCCAGUGGUUGAGCCAGCAGUAGGCCACAACCUUGCUACUGAAAGUUACAGCAUUGACCAGCAACAUGGUUACUUCCAUGGGGAUAUACUGCUGUUUUACCCAUACACAAUACCAGAUUCAAAACAAUAUAUGUAUAAAUAUCCCUUUCUCGAACUCUCUCUAUUACAUAAAUACAGUAAACAGACACGUUCUAGGUUCAAACUCUUUGAAAACAGGCAACUCUUCCUCACUUCCUCUCACUUGUCCCUUAUUGAUAAGUAGAGGAUGGAGGCAGAGAGAGACACAAUGGCAGCCUGUCACAUCACAUCCUCAUUAACAUCUGGAGCAGAACAGAGAACAACCCAGUUUACACUGGCCACCACGGCCUGAGACAUAUGAGCACUGGUCUGAGAGAGAGAGAGAGAGAUAGAGUCAAGAGUAGGAGAGAGAGAUAUAGUCAAGGGAAGGAGAGAGAGAGAGAGAGUCAAGAGAAGGAGAGAAAGAGAGCGAGAGAGAGAGAAAGAGAGUCAAUAGAAGGAGAGAGAGAGACCUUGGGGGUCAAAGGGAGAAGAGAUCACAGUGGCAGAAAUGGGCUCAGAGAAAAAUAAAGAAGAUAUUUUUGCUUCUGAACUAUCCCACUAAUGGAAAACGGUCAUGUUUGACUGAACAACCCUCAAAGGUGAUCAGUCACCACUGUUUUGAAGAGAAAAUAAAUCCUCAUCUCAUCAACUGCUGCAGGGACAGGGAGGGGGACUUGCUUCAUUAUGAACUGUGCUGCUAUUUUGAUACUAACCGCAAGUUGUUUCAGUUGGACGUCUACUAUUUAUCUGCCAAACAAACAAGAAACAAAGAAACUGAAGUAUCUGCUUGAGCCUCCUGUUUAUGCUGAAGUAACCAGCCCUCGGGGGGGAAAUGCCACUUUGCCAUGUGUACUGCGAUUCAAACCAAGCCAUUACAAGGUGAAAUGGACAAAACUGGAACCACUUCGUCGUGGAAGCGAGAACAUUGUCAUGAUCACAAACGGUUCAGCCCACAAACCCAAUGGCCUGCUUGGGCCACGGGCCUCGCUUCGUAAGGCUCAUGCCAUGGAUGCCUCACUACAACUCAGCAACUUGGAACUAGAAGACGGUGGUAGAUAUCGCUGUGAGCUGAUCAACGGUAUUGAGGAUGAGAGCGUCAUCAUUACAUUGAGGAUAGAAGGGAUUGUGUUUCCAUAUCAGAGCAAAAAUGGCCGUUACAAAUUCACCUACAAGGAAGCUAAGGAGGCCUGUGCUGAACAGGAUGGCACAUUGGCCACAUUCAAGCAGCUAUACAGAGCCUGGGCAGAGGGUCUGGAUUGGUGCAACGCGGGAUGGCUCAUCGAUGGGACAGUCCACUACCCCAUCCUGCACCCACGAGCAGAAUGUGGGGGGGAGCUGCUACCUGGCAUUCGCAGCUAUGGCCCCCGGGACAGGAUCCGGGAACACUUUGAUGCCUUCUGUUUCACCUCUAGAACCACAGGCUUUGUGUUCUUCGUUGGACAGCCACUCACAUUUGGGGAGGCAAUGCAGGCAUGUAGGGGUGAGGGAGCAGAGUUAGCUCUUGUUGGACAGCUCUAUUCGGCCUGGCGUUUCCUGAGCUAUGACCGCUGUGAUGGAGGUUGGUUGAAGGACGGCAGUGUGCGUUUCCCUAUCACCACCCCUAGAGAGCGCUGUGGCGGUAUUCCCGAGGCUGGGGUGCGCACCUUUGGGUACCCCAACAAGACCCUGCGUCUCUAUGGUGCCUACUGCUACAGGUAGCUUUCAUGAGACCCAUUGCGUGUGGAGCCUACUUCCACUGACUUCAUAGAUCCAAGACGCAGAACCAUUGUGAAGACUACCAGUGACCCCUACAGGUUUCAGUACGCAGGGCUUGCAGAUACAGGUAGUCAAAAGGCUAGGAACUGGUUCCUCAACAACGGCAAAAAGAUACAAGUAGCACUGAGCUUUUCUGCAAUACUACAAUGUGUUAUUACAGGAAACCUCGAAGGCUUAAUGCCUUUUUCCAUGGGACACAUCAACAAAAGCCUGCCACUUUUAUGAGCUUUACUGCUACAGGUAACAACUGCUGUACAUGUUUUCCUGCGCUUGUGUAACAUUUGUUUUGUGAACUUUGUUAUCCAAGAAGCAUUAUUCUAGUUUAACAGGAUAGUUAUUACACAAUGACAAAUUCCUAAAAUGCUACUGUUAGCUUCUUAGCUGAUGUAAGAGAGUGUGCAAAUUGCAGAAUGGGAGAAAGUAUACACACUGAGCAUAACUGUAAUACAAUAAAAUAUCUUGAC
Messenger RNA from Oncorhynchus masou masou (cherry salmon), 4375 nucleotides. RefSeq names its product hyaluronan and proteoglycan link protein 2 (gene hapln2). Bases 2841 to 3854 code for a protein of 337 amino acids. Gene Ontology annotation, molecular function: hyaluronic acid binding. The transcript is spliced from 6 exons. The record is from RefSeq and is a predicted model, not a curated record. Lineage: Eukaryota; Metazoa; Chordata; Actinopteri; Salmoniformes; Salmonidae. Gene Ontology annotation, biological process: positive regulation of neuroblast proliferation; skeletal system development; cell adhesion. Gene Ontology annotation, cellular component: perineuronal net; synapse.